AUGUGUAUCGUCCAAUGGUCAUUGCCAUUGGCCAGUGGUGAACAAGGUUCGGCUGGUCAGCUUUGCAAGUCCCGCUUCGCCUUGUCGCCCGACACGCGAGACCUGCAGCAGCUUGCAAGGCGGACCACCAAGCCCGCUUGGAGCUUUCCCGGCAAUCGUCCAGCUCACGCAUCAAGGGCGGUCAGGGCGGUGUACGCAUUCGGCGCUCGAGCUUGCGCGGCCGCCUGGAAUGGUCGACGUUGUUGGGGGCCCCAAGGCAGUUUUAGUAGCAAGGACGGAAGCUCAGCUCCAGUCGCUUCGACAGCGAAGUUUGGAAGGCCAGACAGACGCGCCGCCCGAGCCCGCAAGAAGAUAGCCGACAACCUUCAGCAAGCCGAGACAUAA
Puccinia triticina is the source of this 384-nucleotide messenger RNA. RefSeq lists its product as uncharacterized. The coding region runs from base 1 to 384 and encodes 127 amino acids. NCBI's taxonomy places the organism in Eukaryota, Fungi, Basidiomycota, Pucciniomycetes, Pucciniales, Pucciniaceae. The record is from RefSeq and is a predicted model, not a curated record. The transcript has 2 exons.